GAGGAUUAAAAAAGGGAAAUCGAAAAGGAAAAUGGCGCGAAUAAAAUGACGACCAAGUAAACGGGGAGGUCUUCAUUAUUAUAUAAUUUCUGACAUCUCGACUGGUUCAGCGAUUGUGGCUGCUCUUUUCUUCAAGCCUUUAAGGAUAGUAAAGUUGCUGAUUUCAUCUUCUGGCUACACCAAUUACAAUGAAAACUGAGGGAAAGGACUCUAAACUCAAGCUUAAGCUCUCUCUCCCUCCUCCUCCUCCUCAAGGAGUUUCCUUCGCUGAGUUCCUAACCCCUAGCGGUACAUUUCUCGAUGGGGAUCUGAGAGUGAAUCGCGAUGGAAUUCGAAUUGUCUCCCAAAGCGAAACCGAAGCUGCGCCCCUUAUUAGGCCAUCAGAUCAACAGUUGGCUUUGGCUGACUUAGAAACCAUUAAGGUCCUUGGAAAGGGCAACGGUGGAAUUGUGCAGCUGGUUCAACACAAGUGGACUCAGCAGUUGUUUGCAUUAAAGGUUAUGGAGCUGAAGAUUGAGGAGAGCGCAAGGAAAUUAAUUGCUAGGGAAUUAAGAAUCAAUUUAACCUCACAAUGUCCAAACGUGGUCAUGUUUUACGAGUCUUUCUACGACAAUGGCAAAAUUUCGAUUGUCUUGGAGUAUAUGGAUGGUGGAUCUUUGGCUGAUCUUCUCAACAAAGUUAAAAAAAUUGCAGAAGCAUAUCUUGCUGCCAUCUGUAAACAGGUACUCCAGGGUUUAUUGUAUCUUCAUCAUGAAAAACAUAUCAUUCAUAGGGACCUGAAACCUUGUAACAUACUGAUAAAUCAUGAAGGAGAAGUCAAGAUUGCUGACUUUGGUGUAAGUGCAAUAAUGGCAAGCACUUCUGGACAUGCAAAUACUUACGUUGGUACAUACCACUAUAUGUCUCCUGAAAGGAUUAGCAGUGAAGUUAGUGGAGGAGAGCACAACUACAGAAGUGACAUUUGGAGCCUGGGUAUAGUAAUGCUGCAGUGUGCAACUGGUCAAUUCCCAUAUUCUCCGCCAGACCGGAGUGAAGACUGGGCUAGCGUUUAUCAACUUGUGGCAGCUAUUGUUAAGCAACCAGAACCUUGUGCACCCUCUGAUCAAUUUUCCCCAGAGUUUUGCUCAUUCAUAUCUUCAUGUCUGCAGAAAGACCCAACAAAAAGAUGGUCAGCACGUGACCUUCUGGAACAUCCAUUCAUGAUCAGGUAUGGCGACCUGCAAGCAGAAGCCCUCAAAUCUUACUUCACAAACGCAGGCUCUCCAGAAACUUCUAGUAAGUAAGUAUGAUCAGACAGCUCAAGCAUCUCCUCGUGGGUGUUUUCUACCUUAUAUAUAUGUGUGUAUUCUAUGAAUUUGUUGCUCAAGAAAGACAGGGCCACAAAAAAUCUAUCAAUCAGGCAUCGAAUCUAUCUUUGUAUUAAAAUCGCUAGGUUUCUAUUUAUCAACUGUUGAAUAUUAUAGUGCCCUGAUCCGCAUUGAUAAACAGGUGUCUUAUUUGUAAAACAAUAUGUGUAGCUUUAUUUUUUGUCAAGAUAAUAAAAAUUUUCAUUUAGAGAAUUCCUUA
This is a messenger RNA of Manihot esculenta (cassava), 1566 nucleotides long. Its product is annotated as mitogen-activated protein kinase kinase 2. The transcript has 9 exons. Bases 189 to 1283 code for a protein of 364 amino acids. Lineage: Eukaryota; Viridiplantae; Streptophyta; Magnoliopsida; Malpighiales; Euphorbiaceae. Gene Ontology annotation, molecular function: ATP binding; protein serine/threonine kinase activity. The record is from RefSeq and is a predicted model, not a curated record. Gene Ontology annotation, cellular component: cytoplasm. Gene Ontology annotation, biological process: protein phosphorylation.